AGAACAGGAGAAACCCCAAAUAAACUACCCAAAUCUGCUAGCGAAAACCAACAUCAAAGGUCUUCGCCCAAUUGUCAAUCGAAAAGCGCGAACCUUUUCGAGUUCCAUCCCUCUUAUCUACUAGAAGUGAAGACAUCAACAAACCAAGACGAUGGCUGCGAGAAUUAGCGCUUGUUCCAGGCCGAUGCGAGUCUUAGGAUUGGUCGGUGUGUGGACGAAGACGGCAAGAGGCGCAACGGAGGCAGAUCAAGCGGGGCCGCUGGUGCGCACGCGGUCAGCAAUCCUUCCUCCUUGGGAUGAUGAGCUGCGUGCGUACUUGGAAGGACGUGAAGGAACUACUUAUGAUCGCGACGCACUGCAAACAUUCUUGCUGCAGCACAUGGACAUCAUCCAGGAUGAUUACAAAGAUUAUUUAGCUGGGAAAGAGAGAACGAAGAAAGUAUGGUUUGGAAUCAAAGGAUCUAAACAAAAAAAAUUCCGUCCUGCUGCCAUCGACGUUUGUAAACCCGAUGAAACUGCGGAAAUGAAGCUUCCCCCGACUUCUCCGAUUGCUCCAGAUUUCUGCAAAGACGUUUUCGUACUCGGCGAUGUGCACGGAACGUUUGACGAUCUCCUCAGGUUGCUUGCAAAGUUACCGACAAGCGGGGGGUAUAAUUUUUGGAUGAAUUUUUGGGAAGAAGGUGAUACCGAACCUGAAGGGCGGGAAGAAGUUGAUUCCGAACGUGAUAAUUCAACCCCUCAAGCCCAACGCGGUGCUAUCGUUUUCCUCGGAGACUACAUGGAUCGCGCGCCGGUAGCUGGCGAUAGCUUUUACACCAUGCUCUUUCUCACGUGGCUCCAAGCGGCGUAUCCAGACCGCGUUGUUCUACUUCGCGGUAACCACGAGACGGAUGUGAUCGAGCAGCACUCAUAUAGUGUUAGGGAGGAGGUGGACGCUAAAACAAAAGAAAAGCGUCAGGUUGUGUCAGGCGAGAUGAAAAAAUUUAUAGGCGAUCUAACGGAGAAGAAGCUCAUAAACGAGCCGCAAUCGGAGUCGGAUGUGUUGGAAAGCCCGGAAUCGCCUGUUUCAAAGUUGAAGACAUUUCUCUAUCACGCCGUCUUUCCUCUACUUCCUGUGGCAGCAACAGUGUACGGAAAAGCCCUCGCUGUGCACGCCGGGGUGAGUAACCGUGUCAAGCCACUCGAGGCCUUGAGACAGAUCAAUUUGCUCAGCGGGCCAAAGGGGGAUAAUGCAAAGAAAAACAAAGAAAAUUGUGUGGUGUACUCUACGUCUCCCGAAGGAAAGAAGGCGCUUUUAAGUGGUGCUGAUCCGCGUUUUUUUUCGAGCAAGGAAGGCUACAGCCCAAGCUGUCCGAAUGAGCUUGAGUGGGCUGAUGCUCUGGAGAGGCAGGGCAAAACUUUGGCUGGGAAGCGUCGCUGCGGAAAUGCGUUUGAUGCUAAUGUUGCGAUAGAGUUUCUACAAAAGGAAGGCCUGGAAGUUAUCAUCCGCGGUCAUGAGCCGUCUAAGAUGAACGAGGUUGGUAUUCAAAGUAGCCUUGAUGUGGAAUUUCGAACGGAAAAGCUUGUCGGCUGGAAAGAACAAAAAAUAGAAAACGAAGAAAAACAACCGCUCGUGCUCUUCGCUUACUCUUGCCCGUUCUUCACACCAGUUGCAAACAUGAAAAAUUGGGGAUCGUUUUUAAAGCUGAAACUCCCAGCCCUCAACGAAGUCGAUGACCCGAAGCUGCAGCCGAAGCCGAUCGCUUGGUCUUAUGAUCUCGGAGCGCGUCUUCAGCGGGGGAAGAUGAUUUGGAGGACGAAACUGGAACCAGGUGGUCGUGGGUUGCGGAGAGUUGAGCUGAUAUCACGAGGUACAGGUGCUAGUGAAUGCGAAUCCGAUUUCUUGCUUCAAUUUCUGUGGAGCCGGACAUACGAAAAACUUCAUUUGUCUCGUUUGAUGUCUUAGUCUUGAGACUUGGAAAAGGAAUUGUCUACGUCUUCGACCGUGAAUACUGGAGAGGAAGUCCUUCACGGGAAAAAGCCGGCAUUGAGCUUUGAGUUUGAUCAUUUUUAUGUACCUUUGCCGAUCAGAACCGUGUCGAUUUUGAAAAGGUGCGGCUAUGUAUCGAGAGAUAGAAUUUUAAAAUACCCUUGAACAACAGGAAAAUCCGGAUACGAUCUUGCCUCGGGGGCUUCAGCGAAGAAAAACAACAAGGAAAGCGCUUAUUUGGAAUAUAUGCAGGACAUAUACGGGGAUGACCUCAAGAGGCUCAGAGAACAUGCUUGGGAGGCCCGUGCCAUUGUUGACACGGUUUUUGCGAAGCCAAGCGCAGACCCAGUGAAAGAUGAAGAGGCCGAAGGUAGCGAGAUAACUUCGGCGCGAGCUUAUGUGACUGAUGCAGAGAGAGCGUACCGUCAAGUCUCAAGUCUUCUGGACACAAUGACUGCGCCAGGACCAGAAGGGUUGGUGCACCAAGUAGAAGAACUCUGCGUCCCAAACCAGUACACUAGUGGGUUCCGCAAAAAUCAGGCGAAAACGAACCUCCUGCAGAUGAUCAAUCCCCGGGCUGGCGCAAAAGGAGAAGAAGUGGUGACAGAGGGCACCAUUUUUCAGCUUAGUGAACUGUGCGGGACGACAAAAAGUAUGGAUGAACAGAAAGAAGGCCAACAGCUUCCUGACAUUUGUGUUGAAAAGUCAGAAAUAUGGACCAAAGACGAUGCAUGCGAACGGAUUAUCAUCGCACUCGGAAAACUCGUCCGCGACAAAUUGGAUAAUACUUUCAAAAAGCUUGUUCAAGAAAAAGAGCCUGCGUUUGGGAAUACAGUCAACGAGGCUAUUUCCGGCCUCACUGAUCAAUCCGAAAGACUAAAGUUGCUGCAGAGCCUAGAGCAGAUGCACUUCAAGCGUCUAAGUGACUACAUGGAGACGCAGUUAGCGGACUCGUUUGGGCAAAUUGAAGGUCUCAGAGCGACGGUGUACUUGUAUGGCCAGGGACCGGAACCAAGAACGGAUAACAAAAAGGGAGUUGCAGCUCCGGAACCGAUCGAGUGGGUCGACACGGCCUCUGCGCAAGGCGAAGUGAGCGCAUCUAUCGAAAAGAGAAUAGGGGAGGCAGCAGAAAAACAUUUAUUGGACGCCGAACUGCUCGGCUUUUUACAAAAUCCAGACAAGUACCCUUCCGCUUCGUUUCCAAGUCAAUCCGUCAAGAAGAGACUUGUGAGAAACAUUGAGACGAUUCGUAAAAGCUACGAGGAGUAUUUGAAGAAACAACCGAAAGAGACGGAUAUUGCCGUGGAUCUAGACCACGAGAUCGAGUUCGGGACUGAUGGUGACGGUAGCAGAAAAGUAACACGUCGGACGGGUGUUCCUAAAGAUAAGGAGACUACGUUCCAUCCCAUGGUGGUCGACAUUUGCUCUGGUACCGCUGGAAUUUACAAGGACUCGAAGACUCCGUCCCGCCUGGAGGCGACAUUUUGCGAUGACGUUUUCGUAUACGGUGACGUUCACGGAGCAUUUGACGAUCUGGUGAGAGUGCUGCAGAGCCUAUCCGGAGCUGAAGCACCGAAAGAAGGACAAACGUCGUACAACUUUUGGGAAGACGCCGGGCAAGGAAGAGCGAGAGGUGGAAAAAUCGUGUUCAACGGAGAUUUCAUGGAUCGAGCGCGGGUUCUGGGUGAUAGUUUCUACACGAUUCUUUUCCUGAUGUGGCUGCAAACAAUGUUUCCCGACCGAGUGGUUCUCCUGCGCGGAAAUCACGAAAGUGCAAGAGUUGCCCGUGGGAGGCCGCGGCAGGAGGAGCUAAAGACUUUCACCAAUGCUGUCGAGGCGGCGGGAAAGGACGCGACGAGUGCAGGGGAUUUUGAGAAAUUUUUGAAGAGCACCAUGUUUCCUCUUCUACCUUUUUUCGCGACGGCGUACGACAAAGCUCUGGUUGUGCACGCUGGCAUCAGCGAGGAUGUGAGACCGCUUGAGGAGUUGCGAAAGGUAAAUUUGCUUAGAGGCCCGAACAACCAGAAUAAGAGGGGAGUGCGGCUAAAAAGAGAGUUUCCCUCUGUUUCGGGGGCCGUGGAUACUGGAAGUUUCGCUACGACAUGGAAAAAUGGGGAAGAACCAUCCCGCACAAAAGUCGGAAAACCUGCCCAACUGAGCUGUUGUGGGCAGAUGUUAACGAAGGUCCAAAGCGGAGGUGCAACGGCGCGUUUAGUAAAAAGGCGGCGUCAAAUUUUCUCGAAGGCAAUGGGAUGA
Messenger RNA from Amoebophrya sp. A120, 4225 nucleotides. The record is from the annotation of a GenBank genome assembly. Lineage: Eukaryota; Dinophyceae; Syndiniales; Amoebophryaceae.